UAUUGAGUUGCAACCAUCCUGCAAUAAACCUGGGAAUGUUGCAUAUAUAUGUUUGCUGAAGGGUAAACUUUCCUGGUUGAGAAUUGAAGAAGCAGACUUAUGGGAUAUAAAUAAGUCAGAUCUCCGUGUGCGAUGAGAUCACCACAUACUAAUAAAUGUUUUAAAAUCGUAAAAUAAUUCAUAAAACAUAUCAGAGGUCACUUCAAAACGUGGAAUACAGAAUUGACAUUAAUCACAAUGGCUUCGGAACAUAGGACAUUGCAAGACUCGGUGUUAAAUGCCUCUGAUGAGAUACAUGAUUUGUCUUGUUCUGUGUGUAAAGAUGACAAUCUCAACAUCGAGGCCAAGCAUUUCUGUGGGGACUGCUCACAAUAUUUCUGUGACAAGUGCCUGAUAUCCCAUGCCAAAAUACACAAGUUUCAUGUUGUGUUGGGUCGGAAGGAUGUGGACAAGUGGGUGGGGCAAGGUGAUGCCCUGGUAACGUGCGACCUUCACCCACCGAAAGUUUUGGAACUGAUGAGUGAGGAUCACGAUGAGCUCUGUUAUAGCCUCACUGUUAACCACAGGAUGUGCAGAAGCAUCAGCUCGAUAUCUGAUCUGGCCAAGGGCAUACAUAAGAUGGCUGACUUUAAGCAGCUUCCAGCUAAUGUAACCAAGGUAGCAGCCAGCCUAAUCCAGGUGAGCGAGGCCAGAAAGAAGAACCAGAAUUCCCUGAAGACCUCAUGCAAGUCAAUGCUGACAAAAGUCAAGUCCUGGAGGUGUUCACUGAACCAGCUGCUAGAUGAGCUGGAAAAAGGGACAGUGGAACAAAUUGACAGUGUCCUGGUUGACCUGGAUGGGUUACUACAGAAGGAUAUUGACCAUUGUGACUUCAUCUAUGACCAACUCAAGGUCUUACUGGACACUGUUCAAGCCCAAUGCAAGGAGUCCAGCUCUUUCAUUGGCUACAGGAAGUGUAAGGACAAGAUGGCAGAUGCCAAUAGACUUCUCCGGGAGAUGGACACCAAACAAGAAGCAACCAUUACUUUCAAGCCAGACACACGCGCUCAACAAUUGCUGUCUGACUUGAAGGCACUAGAAAACAUCCAGGUGUAUCCUGAUCUACAGUUGGAACAACAUUCUGGACAAAUCCAUCAGUCUUCUAAUAAAUCCAAGGUUUUCAACGUGAAGGCGAAGAAAACAUAUGCAGUGAAAAUAAAGAAAGACAAACAGGAUUGUGAUCUUUUUGGUAUGAGGGAACUUAUAGGAGGAGAGAUUGUUUUGGUAGACUGUAGCAGUUGCAGAGUAAAGGUGUUAGACAGCGAAUACAAGGUGAUAUGCCACAGCUCUCUCCUUCAGAACCCACAGGACAUCUGCCGCAUCUCAUACCAUCAAGUGGCUGUAACUGUUGACAACUGGACUGACGAGACAUGAGGUCCAAUUUCUCACUGUGUCAGCUGACACCACGAAGAUGACCAGGAAGUUCUCAGUUGACCAUGACUGUUACUCCAUCAAACACCAUAAGGGCCAGUUGUUUGUUGGCUCCCACACUGCCCAAUACCUAUACACAACAGAAGGUAGACUUAUCAAGAAAGUAUAUCAAGACGCUUCUGGUCAUGUUACAGUGAACCGCUUUGCCUUGAGCAAUGAUAGAAUGAAGUUAUACAUACCAGCCUCCAGCCACAAUAAGAUUGUUAUUAUUGACAAAUCAGGCAACAUUCUGGCCACACUGCAUGACCCUGACUUUUACUGGCCUUACAGAGUACAUGUGAGUGAGGAUGGACAUGUGUUUGCGUGUUUCAACAGAUCCCAUACAGUAGUGCAGAUUGACCAAGACUGCGGGUAGAAGCUAGCCACACUGGUCAAGGAGGGAGAUGGCAUCUACCAACCAUCUGCAGUCUAACACAGCACCCGCACUGACAAACUGAUCGUAGUGGGAAAACAAAGUGACAGUCUGGUUAUGGAACUACAGUAAUAAUAAGUGGUUACUGAAGGAUAUAGAGUGAAUAAAGAUGAACAUGUAUAAGUUGUGAAAAAUGUAUUUGAAUGAAACAAUUCGAUACCAACACAUGUAUAUGUACAAAUCAUCAUUAUCAUGGAUGUUGGGGAUAAAUCCACUACCACAAAGUUGUUCAAUGACAUUAGUAUUUUGUAUCAGUAAAAACAUUGUUUGUGUGAUAUUUUGAUAUUUGACAAGUGUCUUAGUACAAAUACAAAAUAGUUAUGCAUGAUACUAAUUGUCAUGAAAUAGGCCCAGUAU
This is a messenger RNA of Mya arenaria, 2239 nucleotides long. RefSeq lists its product as uncharacterized. Bases 238 to 1413 code for a protein of 391 amino acids. NCBI's taxonomy places the organism in Eukaryota, Metazoa, Mollusca, Bivalvia, Myida, Myidae. The transcript has 2 exons. The record is from RefSeq and is a predicted model, not a curated record.